Molecule: messenger RNA, 1796 nt
Organism: Eucalyptus grandis
Lineage: Eukaryota; Viridiplantae; Streptophyta; Magnoliopsida; Myrtales; Myrtaceae
Exons: 7
Coding region: 227-1459 (410 amino acids)
Source: RefSeq, a predicted model, not a curated record
AAAGAAGAAGAAGAAAUCGAGUUUGCUCAUCUCUCUCCGCCUCUAUCUUUCUCUCUCUCUGUCUCUCUGCAGCACGUCUUUCCUCGUCCCAGCGUCUCUGAUUCUCUGCAUCCCCCCGCGGACCCGUUCCAUGCCGACCCACCAAGCUUGAUUCCUCGAAGAGUGCAGGCGCGGGCGAAAGCUCGGAUCUUUUUCCCGGGAAAAUUCGGUCGCCGGGGGCGAGAGAAUGUGGGGGUUCGGGGGCAGGCAUUAUUGGGGGAGGAAGGGGAGUGGGAGGGAGAAAAUCGAGGGCGUAGUGGUGGUGUUCGCGUGGAUGUCGAGCCAGGAGAGGCACCUGAAGAGCUACGUCCAGCUUUACGAGUCGUUGGGGUGGAAUUCGCUCGUCUGCCACUCGCAAUUCCUCAACAUGUUCUUUCCUGAAAGGGCAACUCCUCUGGCGGUUGAAGUCCUCAAUGAACUUAUUAGGGAACUAAAGAUCAGGACAUGUCCUGUAGUCCUUGCAUCUUUUUCUGGAGGGCCAAAAGCUUGCAUGUACAGAGUUCUUCAGAUAUUGGAGGGGAAUUGUGAAGUGCAGCUAAAUCAUGAUGACCUCCGUUUGGUUAAAGACUCUAUUUCCGGCUUCAUAUAUGAUUCUAGUCCUGUUGAUUUUACGAGCGACCUGGGGACCCGGUUUGUGGUUCAUCCAACCGUCAUGAAAAUGUCCCAUCCACCGAGAUUUGCAUCAUGGGUAGCUAAUGGCAUUGCCUCUGGUUUGGAUGCUCUCUUCCUGAGCCGGUUUGAAUCACAACGGGCUGAAUAUUGGCAGACUCUGUACUCGUCUAUUAACUUGAGAGCUCCAUACCUACUAUUGUGUUCAGAAAAUGAUGAUCUUGCUCCUUACCAAACUAUAAGGAAUUUCGCGGAAAGAAUACGAGAUCUUGGCGGUGAUGUUAAACUUGUUACGUGGAAUGGCUCUCCUCACGUAGGUCAUUAUCGUUGCUAUCCAGUUGAUUACAAGGCUGCGGUGACUGAGCUCCUUGGUAAGGCAGCUGCAAUUUUCUCCCAGAGAGGUCAACGGCCUGAGUGUGAAAGAAUGGGUAUUGAGGGCAGACAUGAUGAAAUCUCUGAGCCAAUCUUCCCCCCUAGAAGAGCAACAGCUAGUUCGAGCCAGAAUUCUCAAGGGUUUGCUGUCACCCUGAGCAAUCAGAUGCUCUUGCCGAGCUCAGUUGAGUGUUAUGAUGGAAGAAAUGGUGGAUCUGUACAAGAUGAGGGCAAGGAAGGCAUGGUCCAUCUGCCUAGCCUACCUAGCAUCAAUGCUCACGGAGUUCUUGGCCAAAUUCUAUUCGAUGUGUGUGUUCCCAAGAAUGUCGAAGACUGGGACAUAAGGCAGUCAGAGUCCUAUUACAAGCGCCCUCUGACUAAUACAAGGAGGCAUGCUCCAUUCAAUCCAAUCAAAUGCAUACGCCGUUCGAGAUUGUAAAGUUAUUUGAUUUGUAAAGUUGGGGAAGUUAUUUAAUUGGAGGGGUGGCUUGGAAUAUAUGAAAAGCGAGAAUGGGCCCAGGAGAUGCUUUGCCUGAAAGAGAAUCAUAGAAAUGACAGUGUUUUGAGGAAUUAAGGAAGAAUGGGCGCGAGAUCGGUGGUAGAUUUGACUUGUGGCUUGAAUUGUACAGCGACUCUAGUGAGAAAGCUUUCGACUCCGUAGAUCCUUGUCAUGAAUAAAGAGGUAUGACUUGCUUUCGACUCUGUAGAUCCUUGUCAUGAGAAUAAAGAGUUAUGACUUUUAAUGCAUCAAACUUAGAGACAUGCGUCUUUGCUUA